This is a messenger RNA of Phytophthora nicotianae INRA-310, 900 nucleotides long. RefSeq lists its product as hypothetical. The record is from RefSeq and is a predicted model, not a curated record. The coding region runs from base 141 to 491 and encodes 116 amino acids. The transcript has 2 exons. Lineage: Eukaryota; Oomycota; Peronosporomycetes; Peronosporales; Peronosporaceae.
GGUUCCGACUCCUUGCUGACUCUAAAAUCAACUAGAAGAAGAGAGGAAGCUGCGUUCGACCUUCUUGCGAGCGUUUUGAGUUAUGAAGACCUCGCAAGGCUUUAUGCGGUCGAUUGAUCGCAAAUGUCGCGCAGGACUACAUGUGGCCCGGGUGGUCUGGCUGGCUUGAACUCAGCUCAAGGAUCGGGGCCGGGCACGCUAGCACCAUCUGCGAUGAACGGCGAAGGCUUCGAGGUUUUCGGCUUGCGUUCCUCGGUACCGGGCUCUGCUACGCUUCAGGACAGCUGGUGGUCGUUCUUGGCUCGGAGCUUGUUCUUUCGCGGCGCUACGACGACCAAAGAACCGCCAGCUCAACUCGCUGUUACGGUGUUCUACAUACUAGUAUUACCCACGCCGAAAUUCCGGCCAAAAGGAUGCACCACCAUUGUCUUUGCGCAUUUGCAUCUUGCUUGACUCAUGGCGGAAUAUUUGGAUGGAACGUGCUGCAGUGAGAUGCACGGAGUUACAAUUUGGUGAGUCCUCGCGCCUGACCCUCGCUCGACCGUAGAAUCCAUUCGGCUAAUGCGUCCAAGCCUUGCAAAGCGAUGUUCGCUGAUUGCCAUACAAUAUGGUAUUCCUGGUUAGAAUCCUGAAGCUAUGUGGUCGAUUGUGGCUUUUGUCCAAGUAUUUUUUUCAGGCAAAGCCAUUCCAUGUUCCUGUUUGUGCUCAUGAGCUGGGGCAGGCAUGUCGCGUUGAUUAUUGGCGCGAUAGUCGUGCUUUGCACUUCCAGUGCCGCACCGAAGCGGGCUAAUAGAGCACCACCAAAGCAGGUACAAUACAGUACAAACCAUUAUUCACCAGCAAUCUACACUUUCCUUUGGUAAAAGCAAAUACACGGCCAACUCGGUCCAUGCGGCGGCA